UCUUUCUUCACAGAGAACUGACAGUCGCCCGCGUUGAAAGGAAAAAGGUGAAAUUUUUGCGGCGGAAAAAGUUUGCAUUUUUCAGGAAUUGGCACAUUUUUGCGCUUCAAGGGAAGCAAAUUUCCACCAACGAAUCCGUUCACCAUUUCGCAGCUACCAAACGAAAAGCGGAAAAACACUGUACCAGUAGUUUUGCAAAGAGUUUGGAAAGUGCACACAUUCGCAUACACCGAACACAGGUACACACGCGGAAAGCAACUGCCUCACGCAAGCACCACACCGAGGCUCGCUUUUCUUUGGGCGACAUCUUUUAUUCGAUUGUUUCGAGACACUUCGCGGAACGUGCGGUAGAUUAAACGAUUAGUAAAUUGCGUUGAUAAGCGAGAAGCAGAUUUUAAGUGGCAGAUUAGUUACAAGUUUUAUCAUAGCGACUACUGCUGGGCUUACGGUUUACGGGCCCCCGAAACUUGGUGGGGUCAGCAUUAGCAGUAACAUUUUUGUGAUAAAGAACAAAGGACAAUCGUCCUUGGCGGAAGGCAACGGUGGGCACCAUAAACAGAUCGAUUGAUUUUACCAACAUUGAACAACAUGUCGUGGGAACCGCAACCGGAUGGUCUGAGCCAGAUCAUCACACUGUUGAAGCAGUCACAAUCAAAGGAUAAUAUGGUACAACGUGCGGUGCAACUGAAAUUGGAAGAACUCAACCAGUAUCCGGACUUCAACAACUAUCUAAUCUAUGUGCUGACGAAGCUGACUUCGGAAAAUGAACCGACUCGAUCACUAUCUGGAUUGAUUCUGAAAAACAACAUUCGCAUCCACGGAGCACAGCUACAACCGGCUAUUCUCGAGUACAUCAAGCAGGAAUGUCUGAUGGCGCUCAGCGAUCCGUCACCGCUGAUCCGAGCGACGGCCGGUAUCCUCAUCACGACCAUCGCCAAUACGGGCGGGCUACAGAACUGGCCGGAACUGUUGCCGACGUUAUGUGACAUGCUCGAUUCGCAGGAUUACAUUGUGUGCGAGGGUGCGUUUGGUGCGUUGCAGAAAAUUUGCGAAGAUUCGGCCGACACGCUCGAUAGCAGUGCCCUAAACCGUCCACUAAACAUCAUGAUUCCAAAGUUCCUGCAAUUUUUCCGCCACUCGAGUCCUAGCAUUCGAUCGUACGCGAUCGCUUGCAUCAACCAGUUUAUCGUCAAUCGCACCCAGGCCCUGAUGGUGCACAUCGACACGUUCAUCGAGAACCUGUUUCACAUUUCGUCGGACGAUGAUCGCGAGGUACGGAAGAACGUGUGCCGUGGUUUGGUAAUGUUGCUGGAAGUGCGCAUCGAUCGGCUAAUGCCGCACAUGAACAAUAUCAUCGAGUACAUGCUGGUGCAGACGCAGGAUUCGGACGAAACGUCGCUAAAUGCUUGCGAAUUCUGGCUCUCGCUUGCCGAGCAGAACAUCUGCAAGGAGGUACUGACGCCCCAUCUGCCACGCUUGGUGCCGGUGCUGGUGCGCGGAAUGAAGUACAGCGAUAUAGACAUCAUGGUACUGAAGGGCGACGUGGAAGAGGAUGAAAUGAUUCCGGAUCGCGAGGAGGACAUUAAGCCACGGUUCCACAAGUCCCGAACGGUCACACAGAAACCCUCGAUCGGUGCGGGAGCAAGCGGUAGCGAUAGUGCGGUACGAUCCAUGGAAGGCAACGAUGAUGAUGACGACAUUGAUGAUCCUUACGUCGAUAUGAAUGACGACAGUAAUCCAUCCGAUUGGAACUUGCGCAAGUGCAGUGCGGCAACGCUGGACGUGCUGGCGAACGUCUACAAGGACGAGUUUCUGCCGAUCCUGUUGCCCAUUCUGAAGGAGACACUCUUUCACGAGGAGUGGUUGGUGAAGGAAAGUGGCAUUCUGGCGUUGGGUGCGAUCGCGGAAGGUUGCAUGACCGGCAUGGUGCCACAUCUGCCCGAGCUGAUCCCGUAUCUGAUCGUGUGCCUUUCGGACAAGAAAGCACUCGUACGAUCCAUUACCUGCUGGACGCUGUCGCGCUACGCCCAUUGGGUCGUCAGUCAGCCGCACGAUCAGUAUCUGAAGCCGCUGAUGAAGGAGCUGCUGAAGCGCAUUCUGGAUGCGAACAAGCGCGUACAGGAAGCGGCCUGUUCGGCUUUUGCCACCCUCGAGGAGGAGGCCUGCACUGAGCUGGUACCGUACUUGGGCUUCAUACUGGAUACGCUUGUGUUUGCGUUCCGAAAGUAUCAGCACAAGAAUCUGCUUAUUCUGUACGAUGCAAUCGGUACGCUGGCAGAUUCGGUCGGACAUCAUCUGAACAAACCGGAAUACAUCAGCAUGCUAAUGCCACCGUUGAUCGAAAAAUGGAACAAUCUCAAGGACGAAGACAAGGAUCUGUUUCCGCUGCUGGAGUGUCUGUCCAGCGUUGCUACGGCACUGCACUCUGGCUUCCUGCCCUACUCUGAGCCGGUCUAUCGUCGCUGCAUAUCGUUGAUACAGCAAACAUUGAUCCAGGAUGUGGCCAGUACCACGAAUCCGACACAGUUCGAGCAACCGGACAAAGAUUUUAUGAUCGUCGCGCUGGAUUUGCUUUCCGGGCUGGCGGAAGGUUUGGAUUGUUACAUCGAAUCGCUCGUUUCGAGCAGCAACAUUAUGCAGCUGCUGUUCCAGUGCAUGCAAGAUUCGAUGCCAGAGGUGCGCCAAUCGUCUUUCGCGCUGUUAGGUGAUUUGACGAAAGCAUGCUUUCAGCACGUUCAUCCACACAUUGCCGACUUUUUGCCCAUUUUGGGUCACAAUCUGAACCCGGAGUAUAUUUCCGUCUGUAACAAUGCGACUUGGGCUAUUGGAGAGAUCAGUAUCAAGCUGAUGGAAGACACUAAGCCGUACAUUCCGAUGGUGUUGGGGCCGCUAAUUGAAAUAAUCAACAAUACCAACACACCCAAGACUUUGUUGGAAAAUACUGCGAUAACAAUUGGGCGUCUAGGUCUCGUGUGCCCCGUAGAAGUGGCUCCUUCAUUGCAACAGUUUGUGCGACAGUGGUGCUCAUCGUUGCGCAACAUCCGAGAUAACGAAGAAAAGGAUUCCGCUUUCCGUGGGAUGUGUCAAAUGAUCACGGUCAAUCCGGUUGGUGUGGUGCCCGAUUUUAUAUUCUUCUGCGAUGCGGCUGCAUCGUGGAUGACACCGCAGAAAGAUUUGCAUGAGAUGCUGCAAAAGAUUCUUCACGGUUUUAAGAUGCAGGUGGGUGAAGAAAAUUGGAGCCGUUUCGUCGAACAAUUUCCACCCCAGCUGAGCGAACGUUUGGCCGUAAUGUACAGCAUCUAAGGCAUGUGUUUUUGGCAACGACGCACGAGAAAACGGCCACUGGUUGUUGGUGGUGAAUGGCAAGUAACAUAAAAUUAAUAUUCCUUUUGCUCCACAUCGGCUUUUGAAUCGGCCGUGAUGGAAGUGGAAAUAUCAAAUGGUCAAAUUGUUCUUAAGUGUUGGGCGUCGGGGUUUGACAAACACUGCAAUGAUCAGUUGUGCUUGUUUAAUUUUAUCAACGAAUUUGAAAAAUAGCUGGUGUAGUCUUUUUUUUUAAACUUGCCACGCCCUUACGCGUUAUUAUACGAAUCUAUCCUUAUAUCGUUGCGCUAUAAACGAAUUGAAAGUGAUGUUGAAUAGGAGCAAGUUUUUUUUUUAAAUUUCUUUACAAUUUGUAUUGAACCAGAUAUUUGGUAACUGUUUGAAAUGAUGAACCAAAACAACUUACAGUAAAUUGGUAGGUUGAGGCAUUCGCAUUGUUAAAUAGUAAACUAAAUCUAAGUAGUUGUAUUUGCGUCCUCUCUACACAAAUGGAAGUGAGGAAAUAGUGAGGCUUUUAUUUUGUCAAGCUCUAGAAUCCGUUUAUCAAAAUUGGCUUUACCAACGGGGGGAGAAACAAAUCCCCCCGCCCUCCCCCAUUACGUAUUUUGUAAAGGUUGUGAUCUCUGGUACAUGCAUACGUAGUGCGUCGAAAGAUCACGACCCAAUUUCAUUUUCGAUGGUAAAGAUCGAAUAGGAUUGGGCUAGUUUAAAAGGAAAACAAAAACCGUAAUUGAAAAUUGUAUUAAGAAUCCCCACACUAUUGCAUGUAAAUGUAACGCCAUGUUUUCUAGUUUCGAAACUCCUUUUUCUACGAUAUCUCAUCAGCAGCAGCAGUACUCAUUAAUCAUGAUAGUUUUUUUUAAUUGAUUUGUUGUUGUUGUUUUUUUACGUGUAUAAGCUGCUGAUGCUUUGCAGCUUGUUGAGCAUUGUAAACGUUUGAAGAUUUAUGUUGCAACUCCAUGUUUGCAAACACGUAUAUAUAGGAUACAUAUAUGCAUGUGUGCGGCAUUUUAGUUACAUCCAUAUAUCUUCCCAGCUCGUCAAAAUUCCUUACUCUAAUUCCCCCCGUGUAUAUCCCCCCCUCCACGAAAGAAAGAAAGAAGAAGAAAACAACAACGCGGAACCAACACACAAACUGAGCAACAGCAGCAACUGACAAAACUCAAAUGAAAGUAAUUUAAAAAACAAAUUCGAAUAAGUAGCACACCAGGGUAAUUAAACUCUCCUAUUGGAGACUUCUGACGUUUGAAAUAUAGGUGUUUAGGAUAAUACUAGCGGUUAGGGCAAAGUAACCAAUUUAGGAAUCGUUUAUCAAGAGAAGCAUAGAGAGGGAUAACGGAAGGAUACAUAAAUCUAGCGAAGUUGAUAGGGCUGUGCAUGUACUCAGUAAACAUUAUUGAAACAACGGAUAGGAGAAACGGAAACAUACCAAAAUGAACAGAUCCAACAUUGCCAAGAAAAGGGAAGGGAAGAGUUAAAAGUUAGGGACAAUUUUAAGAAAAAUUCAACUAGGGAAACUAGGGAAACAAGCAAAUAGGGAAAUCAGUGUGUGAUUGAGUAAUGUGAAUGAAUGAAUGUGUCUUUCUGUUUUGUGUGUGUGUAUGUAUGCGAGAAAGCCACGAGCGCUUAUUUUCCGUAGUACCGAAGCAAUGAUAGUCCUGAUGGCUCUUCGUAGUGUUUUAUUUCUAACAAACAAACAAAACAACUGAAUAAUUAAUGUAGCAAAAAUGGUCCAAUUCUUCAUGAACAACAACGUGAGCAAACAAACAGAUGUAGCAAAUUUCGCAUCUUCAUACAUGAGCAAACAAAACCAUUCGCUUUGUGUUUGUAGUACGAAUCAAUAACGAUAAGUGUAACAAUCUUUUUUUUUCUCCUUAUUUUGAACCGGUACUAAGCCGGUACAGAAACAGGGCAAAACAAGAAGAAGUGAUAUUAUUAUUAGACAGGAGACAAAAUACGUAAGGGUAGUAGGGACUUUAAGGCAGCGUAGGUUAAGGAAACAAAAGCAUAAUCGUCGCGUUCGCGUUCGCAAAAGUAUAUCCGGGUCGUUAAAAUAUCGCGUUAAUAUAUCGGGUUCGGGUCGCGUUUAACCGUAUGAAACACAGUCGUUGUCCGUGUCGCGCGUCGCGUUAUUAAAUAUCGUGUAUCGGUCGUGAACUUUAAUCGUGUUAGGGGAAAGGUGAGGAAACGUUGUAUGAAUCGUUGCAAACGGGUUUUUUUUUUGUUUUGUUUUUAAUUUGAUCUGUUGAAACUAUUCAAUAAUGUGUCAGUGUAGUUUCGAAAUCGCCGUUAAAUUCAUCUCCAUUAUGGACGUUUACGUUUGUUCGGCAAAGCGUUAAACAAGUAUGCUUCAUAUUGUGUUAUAAUGAUUCGAAUAAAUUUUUAGAGGAAAAAAAAUAAUAAACAAAUACGACAACUCUAAAAUAAAUUAAGACCCAGAACUGAAGCAUUAAGCAAUCGGCUUCUUGCUAGUGUAGAUCAAUUUACGGAUUGGCGGAAUCUAAGUCUGAUUACCUUCUUCUUAACAAGACAGGAAACACUGAGUCUGACUGGUUUUAUGUUUUAACACUGCACAAAGAAUCAAUCCUUGCAGCCAACCCGCGGGUAAUUAGAAGUUCGUCCGGGUACAAAUAACAAAAUACAAAUCAAUGGUGCACGCCAAAGUGUGUAGAUAACUCUGCAGUUAAGGGGCUGAACUGUGUUCCGUUGUGUGCCAUUAGAGAAUAGUGAAAGAUAUUAUUUAUUGCUCCAGCGUGGAUAGAAAUGUAUUUAAAGAAAACAGUGAAAUCACACCGCAAACUGCAAACUGCAAAAUCGAGGCACAAACACAUAUUGUCGGACGAGAAUAAAAAUAAGAAAACGUUAAUAAGUAUUCUAAAACAAAGCUAACUGAUACCAUUCUGCGAAAACAGGAACUUUACACACUUUAGCAAACAAAAUAGGGUCAGGAAACUAAUUUAUUAAUUGCUGGUCAUACCAAAACGGAAUAUGUGAAACAAGUGAGGAAAGCCUUAUAGGGAAUUAAAUAAAAAAAGGAAAAAAACACCCCUCGAACAGUGUUAGCUUAAAAAAAACUUUACAAUCCGGUAAACAUACAAUGGCGUGGUGUGUGUGUGUGUGUGGGUGAGUGGGAUACAAGUGUAGUUAACAAAACUCUAAAAAGACUGAACCGCAAUCCAGAACAUAUUUCCAUGCAAAAAUACACCUACAGACAGUAGAGAACUGAAGUAAAAAAAAAACAUAUAACAAGAUUUAACACAAAACGCCUACGAAAACCACAGCAAACUAAACGUGAAAGCAUUGUUAGCAUAGGUUAGGGACCUCUGAUAGAAAUGAUUCCACCAACUCCCCUUUGUGAUGUGCUUUUUUUUAUAGCAUCCUUAUCCUAAACUGGAUAAUUGGUUUUUGAUCGUAUAUGUGUUCUAUCAUCUUCCCCCCGCCACUUAUUCAAUUCCAUCCAACAGUAGCAAAUUUCCCUUUAUAUUGGGUGUGUUUAAAAAUGGUUUUACUAAUAGAAUCACAACCAAACGAUGGCAGUACCUUACCAUUCUUCAGUUCUGUUUGGAUUAAAUUGUUUUAACUUCUUUCUUUGCACAUAAGCGCUAGUUAAGGCUUUUUGUUAUUAUUGUGACGACGAUCGUGAUGUGUUGCAUGGUUAAAAUUUUCACCCUCUUUUUAUUUUACAAGUAUAAAUACAUUCAUACAAAACUAGAUUCUCAAAGGCAACACACACGAACCUGAUUGUUUCAAACGUAAAUUAAAAACCAAUGCCAAACCAAACCGCUCCCACAAAUGUGUAGAAAUUAAUGCGAGAUCGUAUAGAAUUAAUGCAAACAAAAAGAAAGGAAAAUAUAUAAUGGUGGGUAUCCGAGAUCCGAGGGCUCUGUGAACUCUGUGACAAAAGAAAUUCAUUUAAUUGUAAAAGAAGGCUGUGUGCUAUGGAUUGAUCUUAGAAGGGAAUUUGUAAAUGUUCUAAUUAUGCAAAUAGAAAGAAGGGCAAAAAAAAAUAAAACACAAAAAAAAACAAAACAAACAACCAUAGAUCAAAAUCGAACAAAUCAAAAACGCACACCCACACGCCGUUAUUGUUGUGAUAUUUCAUGUCCGCUACACAUCAACAAAAUGGUUCGUUCUUCAUCUUUUUAAUACUCGUUUCAAGAUUGCCAAACUUAGCUUUUUAUACAUUUUUGCAUCAUUUUACAACCGUAAAAUAGGAGCAGGAGGAGUAUAGUCAAUUUUUUUGUUCACACAUAGGAACUUAUUUAAGAAUCUGAAACAAAUCACACCACAACAAAGCUUAACAAACAAAAGAGAAAAGAAACUACUAGAACAAGAUGAAAGAAGUAAAGAAGUAAUGUAAAAAACAAAACCAAACAUGUAACAAAAACCCGCUUAAAACAUAGAAGCAACACAGAGCGUGCAACAACAAAGCCGAAAAACUAAAAGAAAAACACUAAAAACAUAAUUCUAAAUCGGGUCGUCGUUCCUCAAAGCAACAAGAAAAAUUAUAGCAAAUUAUGUGCGUACAACUUAUCCUCUCGCCGGUUCGUCGUUGUCCUCGCGUCGCGUAUAUUAAUGGUCGUAAUAAAGCAAAAACAAAACGUAUUUCGGGUUAAACUCGCGUAAAUCUCGCCGUGAUCGUGAUCGUGUAUACUCAUCGUCUCGCGUUCGUACUAUCGUAUUAUCUCUCGUGAUCGUGUCGCGGUUAUUCGUCCGGUAUUAAACAGUGAAAGGAGUAGGGUUACAGAAUAGGGUGAUAUAUACAGUAGGGAUUUGUUUUUUUUUAAGUAUAUAAUAGGGUAAAUCGAAACAAACUCAUAAAAGGGCAGUCAGGAGACAGUGAAUUGUUAGUAGACGUUAGGGAAAUACAGUUUCGAGGGAACACACAGCUAGGGAACCAUAAUAGGGAACUGUUUUGCAAAUCAAGGGCCAAAACCAAAACCAGCUGCUGGUAGUUAUUAUAGCUUGUAAAGUAAACAGAUUCUCUUUUUUCCUUCCAUUCGUCUUUCCUGUCCUCUGUGUGUAGUGUAAAAGCAACAGCUGCAUCAACUCCUGUGUACUCAACUGUUUUAGUUACAAACUACAACAAAAAAAUGGUAUGAAUGCAUGUCUGUGUUUAUGUAUGCGUGUAGAGUGUAUGAAUGAUCUUUAGAACAAAAUGUGUACAGGAUAUGAAAGCCUUAAUUAGUCCCUUUUUCAAUUACUUUCAAGUUAUUUAAGUCCAGUCCGUGACACCGAGUGAAACACAUUUCGGAAGCAGUUCGCUGUUAUAUUCAAUGUAAUCGUAGCAUGAAAUUAAAUUUCGUUUACAAAAAAAAAAAAAAUUCUUAAAGGAAAACAAAUGAAAAGGUGCUAUAAAAAAGGGGCGACCGCAAUAAUUGUUGUUACCUUUUAUUACUUUACUUUUGCUGUAAUGAGUAACUAAGAACACAUUAGCCACAAAUCAUCAUCAGGUCACAGCACAUACCAUUUUGCGCUUUAACGAUAAAGCCUAAUAUUCGACUCACAUAAACUCACUGGCUAGCUAAUCAAAUUCCCUGUGGAGAUGGUGAGCGUUUAGUUCUUUUUUAGUACAUAUGAUUUAGCGUAUGCAUGCGUAGUGUCCGGUAUGAGUGUGUUGUUUGUGUGUGUGUGUAUGUUUGUGAAUUGAGGAAAAAUAAUAAGUAAAUAAGAAUGAAUGUGCGUGCGUGAAAAGAAAAACCAACACAGUAGGGUAUAUAAGGGGAUCGUGUCCCGCAAGAUAAGGAGCUAAACAAAAGGUGAUAGUGUUAGGGCAAAUCAAGAGUGAAAGCAAUAUAGAAUCACUCUGACGAAGAUAUAUAGGUAUCAUAAUAACAACGGAAGUCUCAUCCCUCCAUCUCCUCGUCCCUGAUCAUGUUCCGCUAAAUUACCUUCCUCUUCCUCCCAUCUAUGAUCGCGUCUUCUCCCUUUUAUGAUCUUUUUGCGAUAACAUGAGCAAAAAAAGAACACGGCCGUAUGAGAGUUAGUAAACAAUUUUUUGCUUUUUUUUAAAUUAUUCACGCUGCGUAUACCAAUGCGCUUAGAGCUAAAACAAAAAUGGAAAAUAAAUCAGUAAAUCCCCAAGAACAAAACGUCAAUAGAGUAGUUAUUUCUGCUGUCCUUUAUCGUUUAAACACUUGCGUGUAGGCAGCAUCAAAGAAGUAAAUGUGAGACAUUUAUUUUGAAAAGGAUUCAUUUCAAACAAACUGUUAGAACUACUGCACGGACAAUUCAGAGUUGUCUGUGUUAAAAAGCAGACAACUUACAUUGCAACAACAAACAUGUAUUAACUAUAAAUACCCAGUACAGACACACAUUAUUGGUGGAGGAUAUUUUUCUCCUUUAAACCUUUAUGAAAAAAACUUCAACAUUAAUAAUUGUACAGCAGGAGAAAAGGAGGCAGGAAACCUGCGUAAUUAAGUAAAAGAGGAUGUUUUAUGGCAAACUAGCAUCCCAUAAUCCAACGCAAGGAAUGAAUGAUGCGGACAUAAAUGCUCUUGCUUCAUUAGAAAUUAAGAGCGCAUAUAAAUCUUUCAAUAAAAAGUAAAGAGAGAGAGCGAGAGUAGAAACUCGUUCAUAAACAAAACUCAACUGAAGCUUUACCAACAUUCAAACAAAACAUACUACACACUACUCCUUUUCAUAAACCUUUAACGCGAUACAUUCGCUUAGUAAAGAUGUAUUGUUUUGCGUGUUGUUUCGUACCGUGAACAAUAAAUGUGCUGUAAUAUAUAGGCGCGCGUGCAGAGAUACUUAAACAAGAGGACCCCUCCUAAUAUAAACAAACAGUACUAAAGCAGAUACAAACCAAUAUAUAUAUUAAUCUCUAGUUCUGGCAAAACAGUAGAACAUACACCACACCCCCGACUAACAAUUGGAACAUCGGGUGUUGGGAAGGAAAUACGAAUAUAUAGUAGAAGGGCUUAAGUUUGAACCAUUCUGGCGUUAGUUUCAAAAGGCAAAAGCUGCUCCCCGUGCUUAUAUGAAAACAAUGCGAAGAAAGGAAAUUUUGAAGGAAUGCAUGCGAAUAGGUAGGUUGUAGGUGUUUGAGAUACCAGUAGAAUUUAGAGUCAGUUUGGUGAAUUUGUUUAGUUUACCCGUCUCUUCACCGCAAACAAGUGACAAAAGAACAACUACAGCGUGUGGUUGUUAAACGUUUGUAGUGUGUGUAAAAUAGCAGAGCCGUUAGCGAGCCAGCACAUUAGAAUAGUAUAAAAAUGCAGUGCAUGUCCCAAACACUAAAAAGAGAAGGAUACGCUGACUGCGAAACACAUAUUAUACAUCUAUAAAUCUAUGAAAAAGAAACAAAAAACAAAACAUA
Anopheles funestus (African malaria mosquito) is the source of this 10645-nucleotide messenger RNA. It is a transcript of the gene Tnpo, whose product is annotated as transportin-1. Gene Ontology annotation, biological process: protein import into nucleus. The transcript has 7 exons. Gene Ontology annotation, cellular component: cytoplasm; nucleus. Lineage: Eukaryota; Metazoa; Arthropoda; Insecta; Diptera; Culicidae. The coding region runs from base 589 to 3303 and encodes 904 amino acids. Gene Ontology annotation, molecular function: nuclear import signal receptor activity; small GTPase binding. The record is from RefSeq and is a predicted model, not a curated record.